Molecule: messenger RNA, 3326 nt
Organism: Plectropomus leopardus (leopard coralgrouper)
Lineage: Eukaryota; Metazoa; Chordata; Actinopteri; Perciformes; Serranidae
Gene: dgat1a
Product: diacylglycerol O-acyltransferase 1a
Biological process (GO): triglyceride biosynthetic process
Cellular component (GO): endoplasmic reticulum membrane
Molecular function (GO): diacylglycerol O-acyltransferase activity
Source: RefSeq, a predicted model, not a curated record
GUGAUGAAACGUCUUAUCAUUCAUAAGGAGCAGCUCUGACACGACUUGGGACUAUUCAUUUAGCUCUCGAUGUAACGCAGCGGCUGGAAACACACAAACAAGUGACUGCAGGUUAACCAGCAAUGUCAGGCAGGUAAAAACUGCGCAAUUAAAUCCGCCGAAAUGAGCGACAGAGGCGAAAUGAAAGGGCCCGCAACCCGCCGGAGGAGAACGACCAUCUCCGGUAGCGGAGGCGGAGCGGUAAACAAAGUCAACGGGAGCAAGUGGCACGAUGCCGGGGAGAAAUCCCCACAGUACUCCGCUAAAGGCAAAACAUACGAGGUGUCUGGGCAUGUGAGUAAUAACGGGAAGGUGAACAGAGAGGCGGACAAAGAGAUGAUAACCAGUCCGAGGAAACAGAAGACUGUGGUGGAAGAUUUUAACGAGAGACUCAGCUGUCACGUCCUCCAGGAGUCUCUCUUGAGUUCGGCCAGUGGCUACAGCAACUACAGAGGAAUCCUCAACUGGUGUGUUGUCAUGCUGGUGCUAAGUAAUGCCCGUCUCUUCCUAGAGAACAUUAUAAAAUAUGGUAUUUUGGUGGACCCUAUCCAAGUAGUGUCUCUCUUCUUAAAGGACCCCUAUAGUUGGCCGGCACCUUGCCUCAUCAUCGUGUCGAAUGUGUUCAUCUUAGCAGCCUUGUACACAGAGAGGCGCCUGGCUGUGGGCACCAUUUCCCAAAUGACGGGACUGAUUCUUCACUUUUUUAACCUGACAUCGUUGUUGAUUUUCCCUUCAGCCACUGUGCUCACUGUGACCUCCAUGACCCCAGUGGGUGGUGUGCUCUCCCUUAUCAUCUACACAGUGCUGUUUCUCAAGCUGUACUCCUACCAAGACACCAACAGGUGGUGCAGAGAAAUCAGACAAGCGAAAGCCAAGAGACUAACACGAUCAUACUCAUGUCCAUCUGUGGCACAAUCCAACGGUUCAGCAGUUCAUACUCAUGUCUCCUACCCAGGCAACCUCACCCACAGAGACAUGUACUACUUUGUCUUUGCUCCAACUCUCUGCUACCAGCUCAACUUCCCUCGCUCACCUCGAAUACGCAAAAGGUUUCUGAUGAGAAGACUUUUUGAAAUGAUUUUCUUAAUGCAGCUGUUAGUGGGAUUGAUACAGCAGUGGAUGGUUCCCACCGUACAGAACUCAAUGAAACCAUUCCAGGAAAUGGACUUUUCUAGGAUGGUGGAGCGUCUCCUUAAGUUAGCUGUCCCUAACCAUCUGAUAUGGUUAAUAUUCUUCUAUUGGUUUUUCCACUCUUCUAUGAACUUUGUGGCAGAGCUGCUGCAGUUUGGAGACAGAGAGUUCUACAAAGACUGGUGGAACUCAGAGACUGUCACAUAUUUCUGGUCCAACUGGAACAUCCCAGUUCACAAGUGGUGUCUGAGACACUUCUAUAAGCCGAUGUUGAGGAAGGGGAUCAACAAGUUUUUUGCUCAGUGCGCCGUCUUCCUUGUGUCUGCCUUCUUCCACGAGUACCUGGUGAGUGUUCCUCUGAAGAUGUUCAGACUCUGGGCCUUCAUGGGAAUGGCAGCUCAGGUGCCACUGGCUUGGUUUGUGGGUCGAUACCUGAAUGGAAACUAUGGCAACGCUGCUGUGUGGAUGUCACUCAUCAUUGGCCAGCCUGUUGCUGUGUUGAUGUACGUCCACGACUACUAUGUCAUUCAUUACGGGACCACUACAUAGUACCGGACAAGAACACACAUGUUCAAUAAGUCACACACAUAAACAUGUACAAAUCAUGUACACACACACCAGCCUGCAGGACAACUAAACGACUGACUGUAGAGUGAGUUAAGGUUACUUUAUUUGGAAACUCUGCUAAUAGGAAUCUGUCAGUGAGAAGCAGCAACAGCAGGAAAAUUGUUUUUGACUUGUUGAGUUUUGCACUAAAGAGAAAUGAGUUGGAGGAAAUUUUCCAACAGCAUGAGAAGUGCUCCCUUUAAAGAGGCAAUCCACUUAGCAGACCUUCUGUAGUCAGCCUCCAGUAUUAACAAACGUCGGGUGUCACAGUCACCACCUGCUCUUAAUAUCUGUAGCCAGCACGUUUCAGCUUCAAACAAAUGAUCCUGGAACCAAGGUGAAAUCACACUUGGAUCUCCGUUAUUGGACUUGAUCCCUGACUGUCAGAUUUGUUAGAAGUAUGACUUUUAUCUUGAGUAGAUUUUGCUAAACAAAAGUGAAUGUGGCGUCGAGGUUUCCUAGAGUGACUACUAUUGUUGGUUUAUGAUGUGCAAUUUCUUAAAUUUUAAAGUGGAAACACUGCAUAACCAAGCACUCCUCGAGUUGUGGAAAAUGCACGGAUCUUUAUGCGUAACAAAUGUGAACCACUGCCGAGCGAGCACAAGCCAGAAGAGGAUCCUGCCACUGCACUUGCACUGCAUCUGAAAAUGUUUCUUUUAUUAUGAGCUUAUAAAUCACUUUUUUUUCCAAAAGGCAAUAUAGAAAUUUUGAAGCUUAACAACUUCCGUAAGCUAGGACUUAAAAAUUCUAAUUGAGGAUGUCUGCAGGUCUUCGAAUUGACCGGACUGAGCUUUUUUAAAUACAUCCUGUACCCCUUUCUUUAUGAUGCAGUGCAGUUGUUGAGUAUUAUAGAGGAGAAUAAGCUAAUAAGUGAAGGAGAAGCUGUAAAAGGACGUUUUUGUGACCACAUGUGGACCUCCAGGCAGCCUCUUCUCUUCUGUCGCUCAUCUCCAAACAUUAAUGCAAGCUCUCGUUAGUGUAACAGUACAUGCUACAGGUGUAUUUGUCUUGAUGUCAGUGUCUUUUUGUGUGCUGCAUUUGACUCAUCAGCUUAUACUUUGUAUAAGUUUAAGUGUCUGUUGUGCCAAAUUAUGAUUUUUGUUUUCUUUUAAAUGAUUUAAUGCAGUAGCUGAUUUACUGAUUUGAACCAAUGAAUGUUAUUUGCACUUUAAAGCGUUGCAUGCUGUUGACUAAAGCAAUAGAUUUCUAUAAAUGUAUUCUUUAAGUUAUAUCAGUUGAGUAAGCAAAAUAUGUUUUGUAAAAAUUAUUUGUAUUUUUUGUAAUUUGCAUGUUGACAUUUUGUUGUGGUAUAAGGGUUGCCUCAAUUUCAGUUUAUUUUAAAGUAAGACAGCAGCCGCAGUGGUAAAAAUGAGAGUUUCAAACAGCCAUUUCCUGCCAGAAGUUUUUUUUCAGUAUUUAAAUUCUAAAGACUAUUUCUUAGUUUGAACUGAUUUAAGUUAAGUUGCCAUUGUGGAUGUUGCCAUAUAUUAGUCAGACUUUGUGUUAUUUUAUAUUUUUUUGUUUGUUUAAUCUACUUCCCGAAUACACAA